AUUAUUGCGUUAAAAAACACGCUGCAUGCGUUUGUGUUUUGAUAAUAAUAAAGCAAUGGUUUUCAUCACACCUUUUCCUCGAGAUAGCUGCUGGUGGAAAUGUAAUCUGGCCAAUUUGAUUUAAAGGGGCACUGGCAGCCAUGUUGGCAUGUUCGCAUUCACUUCUUUAGUUUUUUAACGUUUUCCGCAUGCGCUAUGUUGCCAAUAAACGUUUGCAGUGGCAUCAAAACAUGUGUAUAUUAAAAUCCAAAUGUGAUCAACUUUAAGGUUCAUGCGUUAAUGUUCCCCGUCCACAUUAGCACAUCCGCUAACGCAGCCUUUCAUGUUAUGUAGCGACAUUACACGGAUCCGCGUUAUAUUUUACCACGAUUUAGGGGGAAAUAUAAUUGUUGUUUUUUUACACGAUUGAACGUUUUUCCUCAUUUGUUACUUAUACGAUAUUUAAAUUAAGCCGUACGUGUAAAUAAACACAAUAUGUUCGUAUCGGGUUUAUUUUAUCACGAAAAUGCUAGCAUGCUAAUGUUAGCCGGCUGAUGCAGGCCCUGUAAGAACAAGGGAAACUUAAGGAUGCUGGAGCAGAACAAUGGAUUUCUCCUUCUCUUUCAUGCAAGGGAUCAUGGGAAACACAAUUCAGCAACCCCCUCAGCUUAUUGACUCAGCCAACAUCAGACAGGAAGAUGUCUAUGAAGCCAUCAGUGACCCAGGAGAUGACGGUGGGCAGCAAAACUAUGAGUCUCCGUUGGAGUCUGGCUUUUCUUACCCUGCUGAAGACCUCCCAGUUAUAACAAACGGUUACCCGACGGGCGUAGGCUCCUAUGAGCAACAGGCUAAAUUCGCCUUGUACUCUCAGUUCCCCAAUGGCUCGGCGAACGGUUACGGUGCCAUUCGAAACUAUGGCGAUCAUGGCUUGCUGCUCGGCGAGGGUACGGUAUUGAGGCAACCGGUGGUCCAGGAGAAGCCUCAGACACACAUCUCGCCUCCGCCGCACCCCCAUCAUCACCACAACCAGCCGCAUCAUCCUCAACAUCAGCACCAUCAGCAACACCUCCCACAUAACCCGCCUCUGUUACCUCACCACCAUCACCCACCCCCUGCUUCCCACCUUAUGCCCCAAGUCUUACCGCCUCCUCCUCCCUUGCUCCUGCCCUCUUCUCCACCCCUCUUGUCACCUCAAGACAGCAGUAUUUCCAACCCCAUCACACAAGCCAACACCACUCCAAAAAAGACUAGCUCGCCAGAGAUCAAGAUAAAGAUCAUUAAGACGUAUCAGAACGGCAGGGAGCUGUUCGAGUCCGCUCUAUGCGGGGAUCUGCUGCAGGAGGUUCAGGCUGGUGAGGCUUCGAGGAAAAGACAUGAGCAGAAGAAGGAGAAAAGGAAAAAGAGAAGCAGCAGACAUGUUGUUUUUCCGGAAGAAGAUGGCCAGCAACCAGGCAAAGGUGUGGAGGAAAGAUCAGGGAUGGUCCAAUGCUCUGCACAGGUUAAUGAAGGUCACGUUGCAGCAAGAGAAGAACAACCUCCGACCCUCAAAGACUCCAAAGCAGAACCCCAGGAACAGAAAGUUGAAAAGCACUUUCCUUCGGUUAUCACUAGCACUGGCUCCUGCAAAAUGUAUGAUAUUGGUGACUUGGUGUGGGCAAAGGUUGGAACUUAUCCUUGGUGGCCUUGUAUGGUAUCAUCAGACCCACAAUCAAAUGUUCACACACGUAUUAAUACAAGAGGUCUUCGGGAAUACCAUGUGCAGUUCUUUGGAAGCGUUCCAGAGAGGGCCUGGGUCAAUGAGAAACGAACAGUGGUGUACCAGGGUGAAAGCCAGUUUGAUGAGUUGCAAGCAGAAACUCUACGGAAGACCACUAACCCAACAGAGAGGCAAAAGCUCCUGAAGCCCCAGUCUCAGAAAGAGCGUGCUCAAUGGGAAGUAGGCGUUGGCCAUGCGGAAGCCGCUUUGUUAAUGACACGAGAGGAGCGCAAUGAGAACUACACCUUCAUAUACAUAGACAAGGAACCCGGUGCUGCUGCUGCUGCUGCUGCUGCUGCUGCUGCCGCCGCCACCGCUGCCGCCUCCGCCACCACCGACACUGUGACCUCACCUAGGGCGACCGGAAAAACACGCCCUGAACGAAAGCAGAGACGCUCCAGAGGCAGUACUGGAGCAAAAGAGGUGGCUAUACCUCGCCGCCAGCAGCCGCGGAGGCAAUGCAGCAUCACUAGUCUCGAGGAACCAUCUUCUCCAAAUCAGGAACAAGAUGAGCAACCACACAGUCCUCCAGAACCAGAAGCACGAGAACCCUCUCCACCUCCUGUCAGGACACCAUGGAGGACUGCUGCAGCCCGCAAGCUCCUCCCACUUUCCAUCACUAUGAAAAAACUCAAUGUAGAGAUCAUAAAGUGUGACUGGCAGAUCCCGAAACAAAAUCUGGACAUUCCAAAGAAGGUAGAGAGCGAGGAGAGGCCUGGCGAACAGGUUCGGUCACCUGAGGGCUCCAGUGAUAAAGCCGAGGCGGAGACAUGUUCCAGUGAAGAGGAACGGGCCGUGUCUCCCGCAGCCUGGAGUGACCAGGAGAGCGCGGAUCGCGCUUCACCAGCAGAGCAGUCCUCAGAGCCUUUAGAGAGAAAACUGCAGCGUAGAUGCGUGCGAAGCCGCUCCGAGUCGGAGAAGAGCGUGGAACCUGUGCCAAAAAAGAAAGUGAAGAAAGAACAGAUGGAAACCGCACCUCAAAUGGAUUUUAAAACGGGGUCACAAAAAGGGGCCAGUGAGAUCUCCGAUUCAUGUAAACCAUUAAAGAAACGCAGCAGGGCAUCUACAGAUGUGGAGAUGGCCAGCUCUCUGUACAGAGACACAUCAGACUCUGACUCCAGAGGUCUUAAUGAUCCACAGUCUGCAUUCGGCAAGCGUUCGGACAGUCCUGCUACGGUGGAUGCUGAUGGCUCAGACGCUCAGUCAGUGGACUCCAGUCUGUCUCGUCAAGGGGGAAGUACUUCAAAAAAGGAUACAGUUUGCCAUGUUUGUGAAACUUUUGGGGAUUCACUGGUGAGCUGUGAGGGAGACUGUAACAGACUAUUUCAUCCAGACUGUAUGGGAUCCAACAGUGGGGGAGAGGGAGAGCUCAUGUGUCAAGAGUGUAAGACGGGGUCCCACAUCUGCUUUUCUUGCAAAACGUCAGAAGGUGAAGUAAAGCGCUGCUCUGUGAACGGCUGUGGCCGCUACUACCACGACACCUGUGCACGCAAACACGUCGGCACCAUCACCGACACGAAAGGUUUCCGUUGCCCGCAGCACAGCUGCGCCACAUGCUGUCUCGACAGAGACCUUCACAAAGCUAGCAAAGGUCGCAUGAUUCGUUGCAUCCGGUGCCCGGUGGCCUAUCACACAGGAGACGGCUGUGUGGCGGCUGGAAGUGUUUUGAUAACACCCCACAUCAUCAUAUGUAGCAACCACUCCAGUUCAAGGAAGAACGGACACUUUUCCUCACCUGUAAACGUAGGCUGGUGCUUCAUCUGCGCUCGAGGGCUUUUAGUGCACGACCAUACUGACCCCAUAUUAAGUUCAUAUACCUUUAAGUCGCACUACCUUCUGACUGAGUCAAAUCGUGCUGAGUUGAUGAAAUUACCUAUGAUUCCUUCUUCUUCGUCAGCUACCAAAAAGAAUAUUGGGAAAGGAGGAAGAUUGUUGUGUUGCGAGGCCUGCCCUGCCUCGUUCCACCCCGAGUGUUUGAAAAUGGAGAUGCCCGAAGGGACGUGGCUGUGUGGGGAAUGCAGAUCAGGCAGAAAACCCCACUAUAAGCAAAUAGUCUGGGUCAAGCUGGGCAACUACAGGUGGUGGCCAGCUGAGAUUUGCAACCCACGCCUGGUUCCCUCAAACAUUCAGAGCCUGAAGCAUGACAUUGGUGACUUUCCAGUCUUUUUCUUUGGAUCCCAUGACUACUACUGGAUUAACCAGGGCAGAGUUUUCCCAUAUGUCGAGAGCGAUAAAAACUUCGCAGAAGGGCAAGUUGGCAUCAACAAAACGUUUAAGAAAGCGCUUGAAGAGGCAGCGAAGAGGUUCCAGGAGCUCAAAGCACAGCGGGAAACCAAGGAGGCGCUCGAACAAGAGCGCAGCUCUCGCCGACCCCCACCAUACAAACUAAUCAAGUCCAAUAAGCCUGUGGGCAAGGUGCAGGUGCACGUGGCAGAUCUGUCUGAGAUCCCCCGCUGCAAUUGUAAACCCACAGAUGAGCGCCCGUGCAGCCAGGACUCACAAUGCCUGAAUCGGAUGCUGCAAUACGAGUGCCACCCACAGGUCUGUCCCGCAGGGGACCGCUGUCACAACCAAUGCUUCUCCAAACGCUUGUACCCUGACACUGAGGUCAUCAAGACCAGUGGCCGCGGAUGGGGCCUGAAAACCAAGCAGGACCUCAAGAAGGGUGAUUUUGUAAUGGAGUACGUCGGGGAACUGAUCGACUCGGAGGAAUGCAAACAACGAAUAAGACAUGCCAAUGAAAACCACAUCACGAACUUUUACAUGCUGACCCUCACGAAGGAUCGUGUGAUAGACGCCGGUCCCAAAGGCAACUUGUCGCGCUUCAUGAACCACAGCUGCAGUCCGAACUGCGAGACUCAGAAGUGGACGGUGAAUGGCGACGUGCGCAUAGGGCUCUUCACUUUAUGUGAAAUCGCUGCUGACACUGAGCUGACAUUCAAUUACAAUUUGGACUGUCUGGGUAACGGAAGGACAUCGUGCCACUGCGGGGCCGAGAACUGUAGCGGUUUUCUUGGAGUCAAGCCCAAGAGUGCAGUGGUGAUGGAGAGGGAAGAGAAGGUGCGCAAUGCCAAACUCAAACCCAAGAAGCGUAAACUAAAGGCGGAGAGCAAACAGACCCAUGAAUAUUUCUGCUAUUGCUGUGGAGAAGGAGGAGAGCUGGUUAUGUGUGACCGAAAGGAUUGCCCGAAGGCAUAUCAUCUCAUCUGUCUCAACCUGACUAAACCACCUUACGGGCGAUGGGAAUGCCCAUGGCACCACUGCAACGUGUGCCAGCGCGGCGCGUCCUCUUUUUGCCACUUCUGUCCCGCCUCCUUUUGCCGAGAACACGAAAGAGGGCAGCUGGCGGUGUCUGCCAUAGACAACCGCCCCUGCUGCUCAAACCAUGACCCCCAGAGACCCUUAGGACCUCAGGCCAACCCCAGCCAGGUCAUUGUAAAGAAGGAAUCCCUCGCACCCACAGAGGAAACCGGUGAGGAUGGGGAGGGUGCUGAAGAUGAUGACGAUGAUGAAGAGGGGGUGGACAGAGAGUGACUGGGCGAGAGCAUCGAGGAGAAACGAGGGCUACAAGAAGCUGAAAACCACAUCGAAGUACAACAAUGGUGAACCGUAUCCACAUGCAGCUAGCUGGUUCGUGUUUCGGUUGAAAGAAAGUGAACUUAUUGAUAUUCAUUCCAAAUACACAGCAAGCAACUGGUAUGAUUUUUAACACGUCACAAUGUCAAAUUCACACGGAGCGCAUAAGCGAUUCACGUCUGGUUUUCUAAACAACUUUCACAGCAACCUGAAACCUGUUAAGCCACACCUCCACAUCUACGGUACUCGGACACUCUAUAAACACUUUAAACCAAGACCUUUAUUUAUGUACCUCAUGUAAAUAGCAAAGACUGUUGUAAUGCGUGUCGGGUGAAAUCAUUCACCCCUCGCCGCCCGUAGGACUCCACUACAUCAGUUUUUUGUGGUAACGUUUAAAAGCGAGAGUCGAUCGAAAGACUACAAGUAAGGUUUGUUAAACUGCCACCCCAUUCCAGUGAGUUUGUGAUUUGUAAGAUAUAUAACCAUUAAUAUAUUUAUGUCGAUGUUUACAUCCAUUCACAAUGUACAGUAUUAUUCAUCCGUAUUAGUCGAUUUGAUAUCACUUAUCGUAUUGUUGUAUAUGUGCCCUUUUCGUCAGCAGAAUUACAUUAUUGCUUGGCCGGUACCGUAUUGCCAUUUAUCUUUCGGUCAUUUAACGUAAAGAGACACCAUCGUUCGAAAUAAUAAUAAUAAUAAGUGUUGAGAAGAGAUCAUUAUUGACGUCUCCAAACGGUAACGUUUGUUGGUGUAGUGUCGUCUCAUAUUCUGCCACAUGUAUUCCAACACUGCCAUGUCUCUCUUAAAUCAAAUAUUUACCAGUGUGAGUAUUGAACAGGUGCCAGUGUAAAACCAAUUACAAGGAAUUCAUAUAAUGUUUCAGAGCCGAGCUAGUUGUGAGACUGUGAGUACAAUCUUAAAACACGUUCUUCAUGUUUCGCAUUUGUGUUGCCAACAACAUGCAGGUGUAAAUAUAUUCAAACACGCUGUUCUUUUAUUUCCCGUGAUGUAUUCACGCAUCGUCAUGCUGUACAAUAUAGACUUAAGGUAUCGAACCGUACCUUAACCACACACACUUUAAUUUCUGGUUAAACGGCUCGUUGUUUAUAGCAUCUUUCUUGUAUUACGUUUUGUUGUAAUGACAUACGCUACUAAUAUGCUAAAAGCGAACGGCUGUCAUAUAACGUGGUCGGAUGAAAGGCGAGUGUGUAGCAUAAUCCUCUCUGUGACUUCUACUUGAUGUGAAUCUACUCAAUAGCUAAAACCUUCACCACGCCUGUGUGUUACGAUGUCUUGAGAUCCGCUCAAUUUUGAACUGAUCAACUGUAAAGUACCGUUACUUUGUUACUGGUAGCUGUGCAGUCGUGCUGUGCCGCAGUUUGCACGGAUGGAAGAAUUGAUCUUACUGACUUCAACACAUGGGCUUUGUACUUGCCCAUUAGUCAUAUAAAUAUAAAUAUAUAUAUACGUUUCACAUGAACGUUUUUAUAGAUCACAGUACAAGUAUUAUAUGUGAUGGCACCACAAGUUUGUCACUUUAUGAAAUGGAGGGAAGGUGCUGCACAUUUUAGUUUACUUUAGUUUCGGUUUCUGUAUUGUUCUUCGUGUCAAAACUUUGAGUGUUGUUGGUGGAUAUGCAAGACUCUUGGAAUUUGGAUUGGAUUGGCGACGGCGAAUUUACUCAAUUUUUGACUGCCAAACUGAGAUUUUUGUAUGUUUAUGGAAAUACUGUAUGCUCUUACUUGCAACUGCAUCUUUUUUUUAGGUUAAAGUGUGGAAGACAAAUCGGGUGUCCUCUUUAUAUUCGUGUUUCUCUCAUUGUAUUUUUUUAUAGUUUGCAUUUAUUUUUAUAUAUCUUUUUCAUUUUUAGAGACCGUAGGCACUUUUCUUUCUAAAAUAUCUGCCCUUAUGUGUAUAACGAAAAUAUGAAGAAAAUGCAGUUUGGUGAGACUUCUUUCUCACCUGGUUACAAUCGAUACUGGUUAUACUUUUUUUUAGUUUGGCCUUGUUUUAUUUUAUUUUCCAACUGACAUCCCUCAGUUGUGGAUUUAAUGGACAUUUACUUAAUUUACAGUGCCAUUUUUUUGUGUGCAGUGGCUUAUUCACUGAUUUGCCUGUUGAUUGAUUUGUCGCUAUAUCUAUUUUGCUGCAUCAGAUGUUGAAAGUGUGUUACCUCCAUUGAUUCCAGUGUUUGGUGUCAGUGCACUGUACGUUGUGUACAUUUUUAUGUGUAUUUGAAGGUGUCAUAUUCAUUUUGUGCUAUCCAAGCAUGUUGUUUGUGUUGCUUAACUAAAUUUACUACCGUAUUUGGUUUUAUGUACUGAUUUCACAUUCCUUUUUAAAUAGACCGUUUACUAAUUCUUGCUACUGAGUUACAGAGUUUGUGUAAAGGUUAGUGUGUUAAUGUAAACUUUUCACCAUGCGCAUUGAAUCCGAUUACACACUCCAACUUGAAUAAAACGUAUCCUAAAUGAUAUGGCUUGGGUAGAAUGUAUGUCCUCUCCAAGUUUUUUAAUUAUGAUAUAUUCACGAAUAGAGGCUUCUUUGGCUAUGUCAUGUAGCCUAUGUCAUUGCAUUGUGUAAGGGAAUGAUGCUUGAUCAAUUGUAAAUAGCUGGGGAAAAAAACUCAAUUGUCAUUAUAUUGUAGUGUCAUAAGAAUGCUGUAAUAUUGCUUCUGAAUGUUUGUGAACGUAGAGACAUUUUGUACAUUUCUUUUCUUGUAUUUUUUUGUUUGACCAACUUUUGAGAUAUGUAUUUCUUCAGAAUUCAUAAAUUAUUCUGAGAGUACUUUAAGCGACAUUCCACAGAUUUAAACGUUUUCAGACUUGCCUGAUUUGACUUCAAUAAACUGUAAUGAAUGUUCA
Messenger RNA from Misgurnus anguillicaudatus (oriental weatherfish), 8172 nucleotides. Lineage: Eukaryota; Metazoa; Chordata; Actinopteri; Cypriniformes; Cobitidae. The record is from RefSeq and is a predicted model, not a curated record.